This is a messenger RNA of Triticum aestivum (bread wheat), 1459 nucleotides long. RefSeq lists its product as uncharacterized. The transcript is spliced from 2 exons. NCBI's taxonomy places the organism in Eukaryota, Viridiplantae, Streptophyta, Magnoliopsida, Poales, Poaceae. The record is from RefSeq and is a predicted model, not a curated record. Gene Ontology annotation, molecular function: zinc ion binding; nucleic acid binding. Bases 136 to 1131 code for a protein of 331 amino acids.
GGAAAGAUGGGGGACAACUAGGGGUUGGUAAAGGCGUUGGAGAAGCUAGCUGAGCUCAUCACUGUCAAGGCAGAGGGUGUGGCUUCCCCAGGUGCGCUUGUUCCUCAGCCUGAGGUGAUACAGAAAAUAGAACUGAUGCCAAAUGAAAUCAAGAUGGAAGGGGUCACAAACUACCUAAGCUGGUCCAGAAGGGCAUUGCUAAUAUUGAGGACAAAGGGGCUGGAAGGCUAUGUCAGAGGGGAAGUAGAUGAACCGGCGAACAGGGCAAGUGAAGAGUGGAAGAAGUGGAGUGUCAUUGACUCUCUGGUGGUGGCAUGGCUGCUGAACUCCUUGACCCCAUCCAUUGCAGCAGCCGUGGAGACUCUUCCCCAUGCAGCAGAGGUAUGGAAAACCCUGGAAACAUUGUACUCCGGGAAAGGGAACAUAAUGCUUAUGGCGCAGAUUGAGGAUAGAGUAAAUGAGCUAAAACAAGGGGAUAAGUCGGUGAUGGAGUAUGUAGCAGAAUUGCAGCAUUUGUGGGCUGACUUAGACCACUAUGAUCCACUGGAGUUACCACAUUCAGAAUGUAUAGUUGCUACUAAGAAGUGGGUAGAGCGUAGGAGAGUGAUGAAAUUCUUGAAGGGACUUAGCUCAGAAUUUGAAGGAAGGCGUGCUGGGUUGUUUCAUCAGCCAAAGCUCCCCUCGCUUGAGGAGGCAGUUGCAGCAAUGGCACAGGAGGAGGUCAGGUUGAAGUUGACCAGGACUGGAGAAGCGAAUGCAUCUCGCUCAGCAUUUACUGUGUCUGAAUGGAAGGAGACAAGAGAGUGCUUCAACUGUGGAGAGAAAGGUCACAUAAGCAUCAAUUGCACAGCACAACGCAGAGAAAUACGUGGUAGGGGAAGAGGUUACAGCCGAGGUGGAUACCGGGGAGUUAGAGGCAGAGGUAACUCGAGGGGUUCGAAUUAUUCCAGUGGCUUCAAAGCAAACUUGGCUAACUUGGCAACGCAAGAAGAAGGGACGUCAACAACCUCUCAAGGGGAGUCGAAGAGUAGAAGCCAGGAGGACAACACCUUCGGGAACUUUGCCCACUUUGUCUACACAGGGGAAGGAGAGGAUGACUGGAAGGAAACUUGGGACAGGAACCAGGCGUAGUGGAUUGUGGUAUAUGGAUCGUGAUGUGUCUAGGUCUAGUGCUAGUCCUAUUUUGGCUGUACUAGUUGGAGUAAGUGAGACAAUGGCGAUGAUCCAUCACUGUCGCAUGGGGCAUAUGGCUUUUGAUAAGAUGAGUAAGAUGUUUCCUGAUGUAAUGCGUGGAGUAGACAAGAGUAAGCUUGUGUGUGAUGCAUGUGAAUAUGCAAAGCACACAAGAAUCUCAUAUUUGAGUAAGGGGCUAAGGAGUAUAUCCCCGUUUAUGCUGAUUCACUCUGAUGUGUGGACAUGUCCUGUUGUUUCUGUUAGUGGAAUGAAAUAUUUUGUGACA